AUGGAAAGGAAAGGCCCAGAUUUGAGGCAGCCAACCCAGGAGAUAGAGCAGCUAAUGGGGGAAGGCCAUGUGGGCUCCCCCCUGGAGUGGUAUGACUGGCUGGUAAUAGGUAAGUAGGUAGUUAGGUGGUGUGCUGGUAUAAUUUAAAUGGUUUGGAACCAUGCUUGCAUGAUAAGUAACCUUGUCUGAGACCUAUAGACUUGUGUUGGACUAAAUGUCCAAUUUUGUUUCAUUCCUCUGCACCUUUGAUGCUUUUUUUUUACAUUUACGUCAUUUAGCAGACGCUCUUAUCCAGAGCGACUUACAGUUAGUGCAUACAUUAUUCUUUUUUAAUUUUCAUACCCCAUGGGAAUCGAACCCACAACCCUGGCGUUGCAAACGCCAUGCUCUACCAACUGAGCUACCUCCCUGCCGGCCAUUCCCUCCCCUACCCUGGACGACGAUGGGCCAAUUUUGCGCCGCCCCAUUGGUCUCCCGGUUGCGGCCAGCUACAGCAGAGCUUGGAUUCGAACCAGGAUCUCUAGUGGCACAGCUAGCACUGCGAUUCAGUGCCUUAGACCACUGCGCCACUCGGGAGACAUGCUUUGUCAGGUGUGUCGAUGGCUAUCCUACUCUGAUUUCACUAUCACUAUUUAUUUAUUUAUUUACAUUUAACCUUUAUUUAACUAGGCAAGUCAGUUAAGAACAAAUUCUUAUUUACAAUGACGGCCUACCAAAAGGCAAAAGGCCUCCUGCGGGGACGGGGGCUGGGAUUAAAAAUAAAAAUAUAGGACAAAACACACAUCACGACAAGAGAGACACCACAACACUACAUAAAGAGAGACCUAAGACAACAACAUAGCAUGGUAGCAACACAUGACAACACAGCAUGGUAGCAAUACCACAUGACAACAACAUGGUAGCAACACAACAUGGCAAAAGCAUAACAUGGUAGCAGCACAAAACAUGGUACAAACAUUAUUGGGCACAGACAACAGCACAAAGGCAAGAAGGUAGAGACAACAAUACAUCACGCGAAGCAGCCACAACUGUCAGUAAGAGUGUCCAUGAUUGAGUCUUUGAAUGAAGAGAUGGAGAUAAAACUGUCCAGUUUGAGUGUUUUUUGCAGCUCGUUCCAGUCACUAGCUGCAGCGAACUGAAAGAGGAGCGACCCAGGGAUGUGUGUGCUUUGGGGACCUUUAACAGAAUGUGACUGGCAGAACGGGUGUUGUAUGUGGAGGAUGAGGGCUGCAGUAGUUAUCUCCGAUAGGGGGAAGUGAGGCCUAAGAGGGUUUUAUAAAUAAGCAUCAACCAGUGGGUCUUGCGACGGGUAUACAGAGAUGACCAGUUUACAUAGGAAAAUAGAGUGCAGUGAUGUGUCCUAUAAGGAGCAUUGGUGGCAAAUCUGGUGGCCGAAUGGUAAAGAACAUCUAGCUGCUCGAGAGCACCCUUACCUGCCGAUCUAUAAAUUACGUCUCAGUAAUCCAGCAUGGGUAGGAUGGUCAUCUGAACCAGGGUUAGUUUGGCAGCUGGGGUAAAAGAGGAGCGGUUACGAUAGAGGAAACCAAGUCUAGAUUUAACCUUAGCCUGCAGCUUUGAUAUGUGCUGAGAGAAGGACAGUGUACCGUCUAGCCAUACUCCCAAGUACUUGUAUGAGGUGACUACCUCAAGCUCUAAACUCUCAGAGGUAGUAAUCACACCGGUGGGGAGAGUGGCAUUCUUCUUACCAAACCACAUGACCUUUGUUUUGGAGGUGUUCAGAACAAGGUUAAGGGCAGAGAAAGCUUGUUGGACACUAAGAAAGCUUUAUUGUAGAGAGUUUAACACAAAAUCCAGGGAGGGGCCAGCUGAGUAUAAGACUGUAUCAUCUGCAUAUAAAUGUAUGAGAGAGCUUCCUACUGCCUGAGCUAUGUUGUUGAUGUAAAUUGAGAAGAGCCUUGGGGUACUCCCUUGGUGACAGGCAGUGACUGAGACAGUAGAUGUUCUGACUUUAUACACUGCACUCUUUGAGAGAGGUAGUUAGCAAACCAGGCCAAAGACCCCUCAGAGACACCAAUACUCCUUAGCUGGCCCACAAGAAUGGAAUGGUCUACCGUUAUCAAAAGCUUUGGCCAAGUCAAUAGAAAUAGCAGCACAAUAUUGCUUAGAAUCAAGGGCAAUGGUGACAUCAUUUAGGACCUUUAAGGUUGCAGUGACACAUCCAUAACCUGAGCGGAAACCAGAUUGCAUACCAGAAAGAAUACUUGUUACGGAUACAGGUAUCCUGUGUGUGUUUUUGUGUUUUUCCUCUCCUUCUGCCCUAAUCACAGGUGUCCUUUAUGUUCCUGAUUGGUGGUCGUUGGGGUGUCCCACCUGUCCGACAUCCGUUUGUCUGCUGAUUGCUGAGGUGGACCAAUCAGUGGACAUUCCUCUGUAUUGCACCACCUGUUUCUGGUUUUACACUUACACCUCCCAUUGUUUUAAAAGCCAGUCAGUUGUGUUUGUUGGGAGACUAUUUUCCGUAUGUGAGUAUGGAUACUGUGGUGUCCUGUGUUUUGUGUACUCACUCAUUUGCUGGUUACUCUGUUUGUUAACUAUGUUGUGUGUUUCUGGGAAAAGGGGGAUUUAAGCAAGUUGCCCUUGGGCAUACAUUACCCGUAGGAAGAAAAUGGUCUAAAAACACUAGUUAGACCUGAGCGGACCACCCACUGUAAUUUCUGUAUGAUUAGCAGUAGCUUAGCGGUUCUUGAGGCAGGCAAGAUCAGUUUAGUUUUUUUUUUACAUUAUUGUUUCAUUCCUUGGGUCCUGCUCAGCCCUUUUUCCCAAACCUUUACCGUGUGUUCAAAAUAAACAUCUUGUGUUUGACGGUAGCUUAUGUUUUUUUUUUUUUCUCACUGUUUCCAUGUCAUGAUUCUAAUUUGCAUGAAUUAUGUUACGGGUCUCUUUUCCAUCCACCCUAGACUUUUAAAGCCACGGGGUUCGUAACAAUACUAUAGACAUCAAGAAAGCCAGUCAGUUGAUUAUUUACAUGUUUUUCCAACACCUUUGAUAAACAGGGCAAAAUAUAAAUUGGCCUAUAACAGUUAGGAUCAGCUUGAUCUCCCCCUUUAAAUAAAGGACGCACCGAGCCUGCCUUCCAAGCAAUGGGAACCUCCCCAGAGAGGAGAGACAGGUUAAAAAGGUCAGAGAUAGGCUUGGCGAGGAUAGGGGCAGCAACCUUAAAGAAGAGAGGAUCUAAACCAUCUGACCCAGAUGUUUUUUUGGGGUCAAGUUUAGCACCUCAGACUGCCUGCAGGGAGAAACAUUGUAGCGGGGCAGGGGAGAAAGAGGGAGGUGCAUCGGGGCUAUUUGCAUUAGAAGGGGUAACACUAACCUGACCUUUUUCUGACACGGGCUCCAAACUAAUAAUGGAUCACAGUUAUAUAGCUUUUAUUUGCACAUUUUACUAUAUCUCAAAGGACUUGAGAUACUUUAUGGCAGGCUAACAUUCUGUACCCUGUCCACCACAAAAACUGUAUAGGGCCUAACUGAAAGCAUGUUGGAAAAGUAGGCUAGCUCACCCUACUGACACAGUCAGUGCCAUACAGCAAAGUCUGCACUCGAAAACUCAAUGGGCCAAACAUCCUUUGAGAAAGUGGGUCUGUCGUAACCUAUUGGUACAUUGCAGCCCCUUAGAUUUCCCUCCUACUGCUACAGUGAUACACUCAGUGUCUUCGACAUCACUGCUGAUCUGGCAGCAUUGCUGACUGCAGCGCUGUGUGUUUUGUGUCCCCAAUAUCUACACAGUGCACUAUAUAGGGAAUAGGGUGCCAUUUGGGUUGAGCCAUGGUGUCUCCACUAAGCACACAGAGUCACUUCUGUUUCCUGUCUACCCCCCCCCCCCGUCCCCGCCAUCUCUCUCUCUCUGCUACGUUGUUGUGUUGAUCUGCUGGCCUGUUGGUUACAUAAGGUUAGUGGGCGGGGCUGUGUGAAUACUGGCCCAUUGGUUGCAUAAGGUUAGUGGGUGGUACUGUGUGAAUACUGACUCAGACACUGUCAUUGACGGUGUCGUCAGAAUAGUUAGUGAUGGCAAAUACACCCUGCCAGUGUAUUAUGACUAAUAUGUGUGGAAAUGGAACAAUAUUCCAAAUGUGAGGGUUGAUGUGAGGUCCAUUCAUUUGAUGACGCGGAUCUUCCUCCUCAAAUUGAAUCAUCGGUAGAAAACAUGAAUAGCCAGUUAUAGUCCGUAAAUGUGAGUGUUCUGCACUACAUCACUAGAUGUGUACAGUGUGUAACCGAGAGAUUUAAGAGGAGUGAAACCAGUGAUGAUUGGCCUCUGUAGGACCUGCUUUGACACAUUGAGCUCAAAUCUCUUCCACAGAGACCUGAUCCAGGAUGACUGGAACAAACCAACGAAAGCACACACAACUUGGGCCACCAUGACAACCUAACAUGGUGGUGAUAUAAUUAAAGGUUAUUGUUGUUACAGACUAAUUGUUGAGGGAUUCUCUGUCUGAAAGGAGUCUAGUAUGAGACAAAGAAGGAUCAGACAUAGUCUAGGACUGAAUCUCCAGAUUCCUAAGGAAGAAGACUAUCUAUGGUCCUGUCUCUGGUGCUUUAGCCAACUCCUGUCUGUGUUAAUUCAUUACCUUCCCAAGAUGCAUGUAGCCUAUGUCUUGACAACAAAAGAAGAGUUGGCUACAGCACAAACAGUAUAUAGGACCAGACAGGCUAGCUUGUAUCUCAGAGUUUCCCCUAACAUUGUAUAGGUGAGGCGUAGAGUCCUCGCCUAGCUCUGUUGACCCAUGCCUAAAAGAGUUUGACUUCUAUCAGUUUCAGUGGACAGGUUUUGUGCCACAGGGCUUGGAUGUUGCUUUGGGGGCCUAUGCUGUUCUAUGCUGCUGCUGGGCCUUGGUCCUACUGUACACCAGCUUCUGCUAUUCUGUGAACUUAGCAGCAGCUGGUGUGUCUAUGGCCAUGCUUCCUCUGUCUCCGCCUGAUAGGUUUGUUCGAGCUCAAUGCUGCUGACGUUACGCAGUCAUCAACCCCCCAGUGCUCGGCGGCUAAGUCUCCCCUAGCUAAAGAUCUAGGAUCAGCUUCCCCUCCCCCAAUCCUAACCUUAACCAAUAGUGGGGUAAAUGCAAAACUGACCCAAGAUCAGCGUCUAGGGGUAACUUCACCCUACAACCAUCGACCCCCAGCCGACACAGCUAUGAUCCAUCACUACUGGAACACUUUGCCUAGGGAUAACACACUGCCCAAGCCUGAGAGUGAACUGGGAGACAAAUAGAUUUUUUGCAAUUGAUUGCUGUGUGGGCUGAUUGCACAAUGUUUCGGUUGGUCUCACUUACAAGGAAACUGUGACUAAGUUUGCACUACAGCCGUGAUAGGCCUACGGUGUGUCAUCAUCAGCCAAUAUGGGUGAGUUUCCUGAACCUUGUUUGAUGGUCAAUGUCUGUGUGAACGAACAACAUUUGUCAAGUGAAGCACUUUGCUGUUCUACAAGUGAUGUGGGUAGUCUGGGUCGUCAAAAUAAAUUGAGUACCAGAUUAGCUACAAGGCUUUCAGGAAACCGGCAACUGAAUGAUAAGUACACAACUGUCUGUAGACCUUUAGGCAAGACUCCACUUUGACAACUUUGACUUAGCUUGUGAGCUGUUCUUGAAAGAAAAGCCUUUCUCCCACAGAUUUCUUCUGCAGUGUGUUAGAUAACUUCAUUCAGAUAACUCAGUCAAGGCUUGCACGUACACACACACACACAUUCACUUUCAGGAACUGGACCAGUCAGUGGUCGGUUAUUGUUCCUGUAAUGAAUGACAGUAGUCGUUUCAGCUGACGACCCUCGGGAUUGUAGAACACAGAGUGUUUCCUGAGGGAAACCUUGUAAAGUCACAGUUCAGCCCUUUAAUGCAUAAAGACUACGGCCAGUGUCACAGUUCAGCCCUGUAUUCUGACUCACAGCCGCCAACUCCUGCUCCCAAGAAAAGGACACAAGCUGGUGUGAAUCAGAUGUUGCCUUCCAAAUGUCACCCUAUUCCCACUUUAGUGCUCUACAUUUGACCAGGGCCCAUAGGGGUAGUGCAUGCUAUAUAGGGUGACAUUUGGGAGGCACACAGUCACUGACGUACAGAGCCUGACAAAUUCAGCUGGGAGAUUGUCAAAUGUUAUCGAUGGCAGAUCGUUUUGUGAACUCUGAGGAUCAGUUCACCAACACUGGCCAUGAAGAGCUACGGUUGAGCAGGCUUUUGUUCCAGCCUUGCAUUGACACACCUGAUUCAACUAAUCAAGACAUUGAUUUGGAGGCCAGUUCUGCCGGAUGGUUAGUGUCAAAUCACUGAAUCAGGAGGAGCCUGUCUGUCCGUAAGUCUGUCUUAUCUGUUAUUAGCCAGUGCUGUGGCGUUGUGCCUGUGCCUUGUAGGACACAUUAGCACCGUUAUAUUUAGCCACUUGGUGACAGUGUGGCACGCUGCUUUCUGUCCUCGCUAAUUUGUGUGACAUCACUCGUCGUUCGCAGUGUUAGAGUGAAACAAGUCUACUUUUAGGAACAAUAUAUACUAAGUUCAAGGUUUAGUUCCCUGUAGUUGUUUAAAAUAAUGUUAGUGCUUUGUGCUCUGAAGUGAAACUCAAAAAAUGGUCUGUGAGGAUUCGGAUGAGGAGAGUGCACUUCUCUUGCAAAAGAGCAUUUCACUGCUGGUUGAUGUUUACACUUUCAGCUACAGUACAGUCCUACACUGUUGCAGUUAGCUAGUGGAGGUUCUUCUGUAGAACUUGUAUAGUGAGACCUGGGUUCUAGUACUAUUUGAAAUCAUUCCAAAUACUUUAGCUGUGCUUUAUUGAGCUUUGCUGGUGCAAUGGAACCAAUUGAAGUCCCAAAAGUGCAAACCUCUCCUACCUGGAAACACUAAAAGUAUUACGAUUUCAAAUAGUAUUUGAACCCAGGUCUGCAGUAGACUACUCCUUCCAGAAAUAGGAUGUCUGAGAAGCAAGGCUACACACCAGACAGUGCCUCUACACUCUUAGAGAAAAAGGUGCUAUCUAGAAUCUUAAAGGGUUGUUCGGCUGUCCCCAUAGGAGAACCCUUUGAAUAACUCUUUUUGGUUCCAGGUAGAACCCUUUUGGUUCCAUGUAGAACCCUUUCUACAGAGGGUUCUACAUGGAACCCUAAAGGGUUCCACCUAGAAGCAAAAAGGGUUCUACCUGGAACCAAAAAGGGUUAUCCUAUGUGGACAGCCAAAGAACCCUUUUUUCUAAGAGUGUAGCGAUGUAGUGAUUUCCUUCCCAUUGUGUCGUAAGGAGUAAAGGCUAUCACAAUUUCCUCUCAUGUAGAUCUACAGAGAAAGGUAUCUUGUGGCCUGUGUGGUUCAGUUAAAGCCUCUGACCCAGCUACACAUAUUUUUUACAUUUACAUUUUAGUCAUUUAGCAGACGCUCUUAUCCAGAGCGACUUACAGUUAGUGAAUACAUAUAUAUAUUUUUUAUACUGGCCCCCCGUGGGAAUCAAACCCACAACCCUGGCGUUGCAAACGCCAUGCUCUAUCAACUGAGCUACAUCCCUUACUGUAUGAUGCCAGAGUCGACAUGGGUUAGAAUCUUAAUACAAAAUAUAUUCUACACUUCUAUUUCAGAGGAUACCCAGCAUCACCCCACGUGUUAUGAAAUGGUGGUUUUGGAAUGAGAAAAAGGGUCACCCAUCAUUGUGGUGUACAUGGUAUUUGUUUAUAUUUGACAAUGUAAGGUACAGAGCAGUGGAGGCUGCUGAGUGGAGGACGGCUCAAAAUAAUGUCUGGAAUGGAGUGAAUGGAUUGUGUUUGAUACCAUUCCAUUAACUCAAUUCCAGUCAUUAUUUUGAGCCGUCCUCCCCUCAGCAACCUCCACUGGUACCGAGUACUUUAUGUGUAUGGUGUUAACUUCAGUACAGAAAUGUGUAGGCGGCUUAACUUACCCUGUCCCACGGCUUAAUUUACCCCAUACCCGGGGUAAGUUGUGCCAAGAGACCACUUUUUUGGGACAAGCUAUGUUUUCAAAACUGUAAUGUUUACAUGUAUUCUGAUUAUAUCCAGGGAUACACAACAUCCGGAAAUACAGUAUGUGUAGAUAUCUUUGUUAGAAAGAAUGCUAUAUUUCCCUUGACGGAGUGAUGCUGAAUGUAACAUUUUUUUGAAUUUACCCCACUCUCCCCUAACUGUCUGUGUCUUUUCCAUAAAACCUCCAAUACACAGUUCUUCUCCAUAAAACCCAUGUUACAUCAGAGUUCCAUUAUCAGCUGUUCUAGGUGCUGUGUUCCACCGACUCCAGAGGUCAGGGGUCAGGUAUACAGUGUUCUGGGUAGAAGUUGUCCUCAGGCUACAGUACUUUCCCUCCUCAUAUCUAUAUCAGUGUCCGGUCUUCACGAAAAGGAGGGAUGUAGGGAAGGUUGUGGGAAGGUUUCUCCAGCUCUGUUGCCUCUCAACCUAAAAUAAUUUGGCAUGGUAGUACAUUCACAGGCUCCAACACAUAUCACCUAUAUUGGUUAGUGGCAUACGUAGAAGUAUUGGUUAGUGGCAAACGUAGACUUUGUCCUUUCCUCAGCCUACUAACCCUCCCUCCCUGCAUGGCUAAGUUACAAUUUGACAUAAGUUGAAGUUAGGAUUCACCCCUUAGUGUCUUAGUGGAACAGAGUCAGGGGGAUAUUUCUGCAGUGAUGCAUACUGGUGUGUCUUGUCCUUUAGCAGUCCCUGAAUAUUUAGCUCUCUGACCGGUCUUCAUGGAGCUCAAAGUUCUGGACUUCUCUCUGACUGGUCUUCAGGGAGCUCAAAGUUAUGGACUUCUCUCUGACUGGUCUUCAGGGAGCUCAACGUUCUGGACUUCUCUCUGACUGGUCUUCAGGGAGCUCAAAGUUCUGGACUUCUCGCUGACCGGUCUUCAGGGAACUCAAAGUUCUGGACUUCUCUCUGACCGGUCUUCAGGGAACUCAAAGUUCUGGACUUCUCUCUGACCUUCGUGGCUCAGCUGUUAGCCUACGUUUUAAGGAAUUAGCCUACUGUACUAUACUGAAUUUUAAUCUUCUUAUCACUGCCAAAGGAAUAGUCUCUCUGCUUCAGAACUUAACUCCUUAGAUUGACACCCCAGCUAACACAUUUUGUUUCCCACAACAUUUAUUUGGUAUUUUAUUAGGAUCCCCAUUAGCUGUUGCAAAAGCAGCAGCUACUCUUCCUGGGGUCCACACAAAACAUGAAACAUGACAUGAUACAGAACAUUAAGAGAACAGCUCAAGGACAGAACUACAUUUUUUUUAAAGGCACACAUUGCCUACAUAUCAAUAUAUACACACAAACUAUCUAGGUCAAAUAGGGGAGAGGCGUUGUGCCAUGAGGUGUUGCUUUAUCUGUUUCCUGAAACCAGGUUUGCUGUUUAUUUGAGCAAUAUGAGAUGGAACGGAGUUCCAUGCAAUAAUGGCUCUAUAUAAUACUGUAUGCUUUCUUGAAUUUGUUCUGGAUUUGGGGACUGUGAAAAGACCCUAGUGGCAUGUCUGGUGGGGUAGGUGUGUCAGAGCUGUGUGUAAGUUGACUAUGCAAACAAUUUGGAAUUUUCAACACAUUAAUGUUUCUUAUAAAAAGAAGUGUUGCAGUCAGUCUCUCCUCAACUCUUAGCCAAGAGAGACUGACUGUCACGCCCUGACUCUAGGACUCGUAUUUGUUGUUUCAGGGUGUGUAUUUUCUGUGUCGUGUUGUGCUAUGUUUAUUGUCUAUGGUUAGAUCUAGUAUGUAUAGAUCUAUGUUGGCCAGGGUGGUUCCCAAUCAGAGGCAGCUGUAGCUCGUUGUCUCUGAUUGGGGACCAUACUUAGGUAGCCUGUUGGCACUAGUGGGUUGUGGGAUCUUGUUCCGUAUAGGUUUGUUGUGUGUACCUUAAGACUUCACGUAUCGUUUGUUUGUUGUUUUGUCGUGUUUGCACAGUUGUAAUAAACAUGUACGCUUAUCACGCUGCGCCUUGGUUCGACCAGUCUUUAAACGAUCGUGACACUGGCAUGCAUAGUAUUUAUAUUAGCCCUCUGAUUACAAUGAAGAGCAAGACGUGCCGCUCUGUUUUGGGCCAGCUGCAGCUUAACUAGGUAUUUCCUUACAGCACUGGACCACACGACUGGACAAUAAUCAAGAUUAGACAAAACUAGAGCUAGAGAACUUGCUUUUUGGAGUGUGGUGUCAAAAAAGCAGAGCAUCUCUUUAUUACGGACAGACCUCUCCCCAACUUUACAACCAUUGAAUCUAUAUGUUUUGACAAACUAAGGUAACGCCAAGUAAUUUAGUCUCGUCAACUUGUUCAACAGCCACACCAUUCAUUACCAGAUUCAGCUGAGGUCUAGAACUUAGGGAAUGAUUUGUACCAAAUACAAUGCUCUUAGUUUUAGAGAUGUUCAGGACCAGUUUAUUAGUGGCCACCCAUUCCAAAACAGACUGCAACUCUUUGUUAAGGGUUUCGGUGACUUCAUUAGCUGUGGUUGCUGAUGCGUAUAUGGUUGAAUCAUCAGCAUACAUGGACACACAUGCUUUAUGGGAAAGUUGUUUUUCAAAUAACCAAAGGAGAACCUUUAGGGAAUGUUAUGGGAACGUUCAGUGUUAGCUGGGACAGUCCUUCAAAACAAAUGAGCCUGCCUGGUAGUGUCCCUGUCUGUUUGUGCUUUAGUCAACAGCUCCUCUCAGUGUCCGUGUGUUGUCAUUCCCUGAUUGAUGACGUUUAAUGUGGGACUUAUUUAGUACGUUGUCAUGCCAAAGAUGCACUGUAUGGCUUGACGAUGAUAAAAGAGUUGGCUGCAUCAUGUACAGUAGGAGGCCACGCUAAAACCAAAUGUUGAAACAGUUUCCUAUGGGGUUUGUAAUCGGCUAUCUUAUUACAAUAUUAUUGUGUUUGUGCUUCCAUAGCAUGUAUCUACUACCUACCAACACAUCUUUCUUUAUAGAGUGAUUUGUCGUGUUUGCACAGUUGUAAUAAACCUCUCCCUCAACGUGACCAAGACAAAGGAGAUGAUUGUGGACUACAGGAAAAAAAAAGAGGACUGAGCACGCCCCCAUUCUCAUCGACGGGGCUGUAGUGGAACAGGUUGAGAGCUUCAAGUUCCUUGGUGUCCACAUCACUAACAAACUAUCAUGGUCCAAACACACCAAGACAGUCGUGAAGAGGGCACGACAAAGCCUAUUCCCCCUCAGGAGACUGAAAAGAUUUGGCAUGGGUCCUCAGAUCCUCAAAAAAUUAUACAGCUGCACCAUCGAGAGCAUCCUGACUGGUUGCAUCACCGCCUGGUAUGGCAACUGCUUGGCCUCCGACCGCAAGGCACUACAGAGGGUAGUGCGUACGGCCCAGUACAUCACUGGGGCCAAGCUUCCUGCCAUCCAGGACCUCUAUACCAGGCGGUGUCAGAGGAAGGCCCUCAAAAUUGUCAAAGACUCCAGCCACCCUAGUCAUAGACUGUUCUCUCUGCUACCGCACGGCAAGCGGUACCGGAGUGCCAAGUCUAGGUCCAAAAGACUUCUCAACAGCUUCUACCCCCAAGCCAUAAGACUCCUGAACAGCUAAUCAUGGCUACCCGGACUAUUUGCACUGCCCCCCCACCCCAUCCUUUUUACGCUGCUGCUACUCUGUUAAUUAUUUAUGCAUAGUCACUUUAACUCUACCCACAUGUACAUAUUACCUCAACUACCUCAACUAGCCGGUGCCCCCGCACAUUGACUCUGCAACGGUACCCGCCUGUAUAUAUAGCCUCCCUACUGUUAUUUUAUUUUACUUCUGCUCUUUUUUUUCUCAACACUUUUUUUGUUGUUUUAUUUUUACUUUUUUUGUUAAAAAUAAAUGCACUGUUGGUUAAGGGCUGUAAGUAAGCAUUUCACUGUAAUGUCUGCACCUGUUGUAUUCGGCGCAUGUGACCAAUAAAAUUUGAUUUGAUUUGAUAUAUGGCACCACUUGAGCAUGUUUUAUGUAAAUGGUUUCAGUAAAACAUUAAGAAUUACCGUCUCCCGAUCCGAUUUGUGAACCAUCAGGUAAGGUACAUGUAGAUCACAGGAGGUUGGUGGCACCUUAAUUGGGGAGGAUGGGCUCGUGGUAAUGGCUGGAGCAGAAUAAGUGGAAUGGUAUCAAAUACAUCAAUCACAUGGUUUCCAUUCCAUUUCCAGCCAUUAUUAUGAGCUGUUCUCCCCUCAGCAGCCACCUGUGAUGUAGAUUCAGACUGAUACACUCUGACCUGCUGCAGCUCAUCAAAUUAGUAGGGAAAGACCUAGGCUGUGUGUGUGUGUGUGUGUGUGUGUGUGUGUGUGUGUGUGUGUGUGUGUGUGUGUGUGUGUGUGUGUGUGUGUGUGUGUGUGUGUGUGUGUGUGUGCGUGUGAGAAAGAGAGGUUGUGAUUGCCUCUGCAGAUGUCAUCUCUCUGAAGGGCCCACUAUCACACUGUUGACAUGAAGGAGGGAGGGAGUGAAGGGAAUGGAGGGAGGGAAUGAUACAAGGGAAAGAGGGAGUGAAGAGGAGAGGUAGUGGAUACAAUGAAUGGAGAAAGAGGCAGAGAGAGAGAUGAAACCUAAUAGCCUGGUGAUUAUUACCGCUAGUCCCCUCUGUCUCCCAGACCUCUGAGCAUCACUAGAGUGCCACUGUGCUGUUCAAUUCCAUGAGGAGUUUACCACUGUCAUCAUUACACACACACACACACGCACACACAUACACACACACUGCCAUUACUCUCCCACUGUCCCUGAUAUAAUUUCUUUCUCACACACUAUUCAAUCUAAUGAGUGUUACUGCAUGAUAAAUGUGUGUGUCAUUGUCGGUGAGAGCACAUCAACAACAAGAAGAGUGAUGAUACUAAUCACCCCCUAUCUCUCUGUCUUCCCCCUGUCUCCCUCUUUUUCUCUCCCUCUCUCCCUUCUCUCCCUCCCUGUCUCCCUCUCUCUCUCCUCUCUCCCUCUACCUCCAUCCCCUCUCCCUCCCUCCAUCCCCUCUCCCUCCCUCCAUCCCCUCUCCCUCUCUUUCUUUCCCAUCCGCUCACCCUCUCCCUCUCUCCCCACCUCUCUCUCACUCUCUCCCUCUCUCCCCACCUCUCUCUCUCUCUCCCUCCCCCUACAUCCCCUCUCCCUCUCUCUCCCCACCUCUGUCUCUCUCCCUCCCCUCCAUCUCUAUCUCCUUUGUAGCUGCUGAGUGAGAAGAUAAGUGGUACUGAAGGGACAAAGCUGGAUGAAGACUUCAUGGAGAUGGAGAGGGUAAGGAUGACAGAGAAGGUGCUAUUAGCAACCCAAAACGUUCCUGUAGUAUACACAAUGGCUGGCUCUGGGGUGUAUUGUCCCCUAGGUACAGAUCUAGGAUCAGCUUCCCCUCCACCAAUCCUAAACUUAACCAUUAGUAGGGAAAAUGCUAAACUGAACUAAGAUCAGUGUCUAAGAGAAACUUCACUCUACUGCCAAUGACUACGUCCCAAAUAUUUCAUAAGUAAUGCACUACAUAGGAAAUAGGGUGCCAUUUGUGACGGAGACAAUAACUACCAGACCUCAGGAUGGAUGCAUUACUGCUCUUUUACUGUCCACAAUGGUGUUCUUCUGUUGUCCCGGGAACUCACAGAGGUGCAGGCUUUUGUUCAACGUCUAGUGUUGAUUUACAUUUGGUUGAGUUGUCAACUGACGUGAAUUCAACGUAAUUUAAAAAAAUAUAUUUUCACCAUGUCAUUGGAUUUGGGUUAAAAGUUGGGUGAAGAAAAGGCGAAAUGCCCUUACGUUGAUUACUUUUUGCAAAUCCAAUCAGUUUUCCACGUUGAUUUAAUGCCAUCACAUAGAAUUUUUUUGGUUGAAAUGACGUGGAAACAACUUGAUUCAACCAGUUGAUUCUACCGUUGAUUCAACACACCUGAUUCAACCUAUCAUUGAGCGUUUAAGUGGUUGAGUCAGGUUCCUGCAGGGUGUGCAGGUUUUUGUUCCAGCUCAAUACUAAAAAACCUGAUUCAACUACUCAACUCACCAUCAAGUGUUUGAGUUGUUGGAUCGGAUGUGUUAGUACUGGGCUGGAACAUAGACCUGCACUGGGCUGGAACAUAGACCUGCACUGGGCUGGAAGGGUCUCCAGGACCAAGGUGGAAAAACAGUUGUCUUCUAGUAACCAAUAAAUGCUGAAAUAAACACCAUCUCUAUUGAGCUAACAUGAUCAUUUUGUUUCUAGAAAAUCGAGGUCACCAACAAAUCAGUGUUGGACCUCUUGUCAAAAACAACAGAAUACCUACAACCUAACCCAGGUGAGACAACACUUUACAGAAUAUUGACUAAUGUUCAAAGUUGGUGAAGUUGCUAUCUUUGAAGUUGGUGAAAUAAUGCAGAAGUCAUAGAACUUUGCUUUGUAGGUGAAUGGUUAGGAUGGAUGGAUGGUUGGAUGGAUGGUUGGAUGGGUGAUGGAUGGAUGAAUGAAAGUGCAAUGCAGGGUGGUAGCAGUGCGAUGCAGGGUGGUAUGCUGCUGGUGACAAAAAAUACAAUUAAAAUAAUAAUAUUGCCCUUAAAAGUGAUCACUCCAUGUGUUUUGCUGUAGCGUCCAGAGCCAAGUUGGGGAUGUUAAACACAGUGUCGAAGAUGAGAGGACAGGUGAAGACCACAGGAUACCCACAGACUGAGGGCCUACUGGGGGACUGUAUGAUGCGCUAUGGCCAUGAUCUGGGAGACGAGUCCUCCUUCGGUAUGAAUCACUCACACACACACACGUUCAGCACACAUACGUGCACACACACACACACACACACAUUCUGUCACACACGCUGUGCUAUGUGAGGGCUGUGAAGAGCACGAGAGGAAGCCUUUGAAAAGCUUUCAUCCUGACCUGACUGUGCACACAUCCACCCACGCUUGCACACACACACACACACACACACACACACACACCCUGUGUGCUGCCAGCUGGUAUGUGCAGUGUUUCUGCCUGUGAAAACCUGUGGCUUUGUUGAGCUGCUUCCCCUCUCAACUCUGACACCUGGUGGGUACAAAACGUAUUCACUCUGAACAUGGGUUUUGAUAAUAUCAUUAGUAAAUGCCCAGUUUCCCAGACACAAAUUAAGCGUAGUUCUAGACUAAAGCUCAUGUUCCCAUCUUAGUGAAAGAUUAAGGCCAGGCCUCAAUCAAAGGUGCGCUAUAGAGCAGUACAUUUGACUGCAGACAAUGCACCUUUUAAAAGCAAUUCCCCCAUUGUUCGCGGAGAUCACAUUCAUGAUAAAUGCUGCGAAUGUUGGUUCAAGCAUGAAUAACCUUAAACAGUGUGCUGCUCUAUGAUUGAAUCCUGGCCUAGGCUUAAUCUGUGUCUAGAAAACCAGCCCCUAAUGUUCAUGUUAUAAACUUGAAUCAGGCAUUACAUUAUCCAGUUAUCAACCAGCUUACUGUGUGAUCAAGAAACCAAUCAUUAUUUCUCAGUGAUCUCGAUUUUAACUUUGCAAUUCCAUUGUUGCAUGAAUUAUUUACUUUACUUUACUUUUACUUUACUUUAGUCAUUUAGCAGACGCUCUUAUCCAGAGCGACUUACAGUUAGUGAAUACAUACAGUGGGGAAAGUAUUUAGUCAGCCACCAACUGUGCAAGUUCUCCCACUUAAAAAGAUGAGAGAGGCCUGUAAUUUUCAUCAUAAGUACACGUCAACUAUGACAGACAAAUUGUGGAAAAAAAAUCCAGAAAAUCACAUUGUAGGAUUUUUAAUGAAUUGAUUUGCAAAUUAUGGUGGAAAAUAAGUAUUUGGUCACCUACAAACAAGCAAGAUUUCUGGCUCUCACAGACCUGUAACUUAUUCAUUAAGAGGCUCCUCUGUCCUCCACUCGUUACCUGUAUUAAUGGAACCUGUUUGAACUUGUUAUCAGUAUAAAAGACACCUGUCCACAACCUCAAACAGUCACACUCCAAACUCCACUAUGGCCAAGACCAAAGAGCUGUCAAAGGACACCAGAAACACAAUUGUAGACCUGCACCAGGCUGGGAAGACUGAAUCUGCAAUAGGUAAGCAGCUUGGUUUGAAGAAAUCAACUGUGGGAGCAAUUAUUAGGAAAUGGAAGACAUACAAGACCACUGAUAAUCUCCCUCGAUCUGGGGCUCCACGCAAGAUCUCACCCCGUGGGGUCAAAAUGAUCACAAGAACGGUGAGCAAAAAUCCCAGAACCACACGGGGGGACCUAGUGAAUGACCUGCAGAGAGCUGGGACCAAAGUAACAAAGCCUACCAUCAGUAACACACUACGCCGCCAGGGACUCAAAUCCUGCAGUGGCAGACGUGUCCCCCUGCUUAAGCCAGUACAUUUCCAGGCCCGUCUGAAGUUUGCUAGAGUGCAUUUGGAUGAUCCAGAAGAGGAUUGGGAGAAUGUCAUAUGGUCAGAUGAAACCAAAAUAGAACUUUUUGGUAAAAACUCAACUUGUCGUGUUUGGAGGACAAAGUUGCAUCCAAAGAACACCAUACCUACUGUGAAGCAUGGGGGUGGAAACAUCAUGCUUUGGGGCUGUUUUUCUGCAAAGGGACCAGGACGACUGAUCCGUGUAAAGGAAAGAAUGAAUGGGGCCAUGUAUCGUGAGAUUUUGAGUGAAAACCUCCUUCCAUCAGCAAGGGCAUUGAAGAUGAAACGUGGCUGGGUCUUUCAGCAUGACAAUGAUCCCAAACACACCACCCGGAAUACGAAGGAGUGGCUUUGUAAGAAGCAUUUCAAGGUCCUGGAGUGGCCUAGCCAGUCUCCAGAUCUCAACCCCAUAGAAAAUCUUUGGAGGGAGUUGAAAGUCCGUGUUGCCCAGCGACAGCCCCAAAACAUCACUGCUCUAGAGGAGAUCUGCAUGGAGGAAUGGGCCAAAAUACCAGCAACAGUGUGUGAAAACCUUGUGAAGACUUACAGAAAACGUUUGACCUGUGUCAUUGCCAACAAAGGGUAUAUAACAAAGUAUUGAGAAACUUUUGUUAUUGACCAAAUACUUAUUUUCCACCAUAAUUGCAAAUAAAUGCAUUAAAAAUCCUACAAUGUGAUUUUCUGGAUUUUCUUUUCUCAUUUUGUCUGUCAUAGUUGACGUGUACCUAUGAUGAAAAUUACAGGCCUCUCUCAUCUUUUUAAGUGGGAGAACUUGCACAAUUGGUGACUGACUAAAUACUUUUUUUCCCCACUGUAUAUAUAUAUAUAUUUUUUAUACUGGCCCCCCAUGGGAAUCGAACCCACAACCCUGGCGUUGCAAACGCCAUGCUCUAUCAACUGAGCUACAUCCCUGCCAGCCAUUCCCUCCCCUACCCUGGAUGACGCUGGGCCAAUUGUGCACCGCCCAUGAGUCUCCCGGUCGCGGCCGGCUGCGACAGAGCCUGGAUUCGAACCAGGAUCUCUAGUGGCACAGUUAGCACUGCGAUGCAGUGCCUUAGACCACUGCGCCACUCAGGAGGAUAUCAGAUUUACACUGAUAUUAAAUAAUAUAUAGAGUGCCUUCGGAAAGUAUUCAGACCCCUUGACAUUUUCCACAUUUUGUUAGGUUACAGCCUUAUUCUAAAAUUGUCCUCAUCAAUCUACACAAUAUACCCCAUAAUGACAAAGCAAAAACAGGUUUUUUGACAUUUUUGCAAAUAUAUAAAACUAAAAUAACUGAAAUAUGACAUUUACAUAAGUAUUCAGACCCUUUACUCAGUACUUUGUUGAAGAACCUUUGGCAGCGAUUACAGCUUCGAGUCAUCUUGGGUAUGAUGCUACAAGCUAGGCACACCUGUAUUUGGGGAGUUUCUCCCAUUCUUCUCUGCAGAUCGUCUCAAGCUCUGUCAGGUUGGAUGGGGAGCGUUGGUGCACAGCUAUUUUCAGGUCUCUCCAGAGAUGUUUAAUCAGGUUCAAGUCCGGGCUCUGGCUGGACCACUCAAGGACGUUCAGAGACUUGUCCCGAAGCCACUCCUGCGUUGUCUUGGCUGUGUGCUUAGGGUCGUUGUCCUGUUGGAAGGUGAUCCUUCGCCACCAGUCUGAGGUCCUGAGUGCUCUGGAGCAGGUUUUCAUCAAGGAUCUCUGUACUUUGCUCCGUUCAUCUUUGCCUCGAUCCUGACUAGUCUCCGAGUCCCUGCCGCUGAAAAACAUCCCCACUCAUGAUGCUGCCACCACCAUGCUUCACCGUAGGGAUGGUGCCAGGUUUCCUCCAGACGUGAUGCUUGGCAUUCAGGCCAAUCUUGGUUUCAUCAGACCAGAGAAUCUUAUUUCUCAUGGUCUGAGAGUCUUUAGGUGCCUUUUGGCAAACUCCAAGCGGGCUGUCAUGUGCCUUUUUACUGAGGAGUGGCUUCUGUCUGGCCACUCUACCAUAAAGGCCUUAUUGGUGGAGUGCUGCAGAGAUGGUUGUCCUUCUGGAAGGUUCUCCCAUCUCCGAAGAGGAACUCUAGAGCUCUGUCAGAGUGACCAUCGGGUUCUUGUCACCUCCCUGACCAAGGCCCUUCUCCCCUGAUUGCUCAGUUUGGCUGGCCGGCCAACUCUAGGAAGAGUCUUGGUGGUUCCAAACUUCUUCCAUUUAAUGAUGAAGACCAUUGUGUUCUUGGGGACCUUCAAUGCUGCAAAAAAAAUGUUGUACCCUUCCCCAGAUAUGUGCCUCGACACGAUCCUGUUUCGGAGCUCUACGGAAUGCUUUUCCAACAGUCUUGAAGGAGUUCCCACAUAUGCUGAGCACUUGUUGGCUGCUUUUCCUUCACUCUGCGUCCGACUCAUCCCAAACCAUCUCAAUUGGGUUGGGUUAGGGGGAUUGUGGAGGCCAGGUCAUCUGAUGCAGCACUCCAUCACUCUCCUUCUUGGUAAAAUAGCCCUUACACAGCCUGGAGGUGUGUUGGGUCAUUGUCCUGUUGCAAAACAAAUUAUAGUCCCACUAAGGCCAAACCAGAUGGGAUGGCAUAUCGCUGCAGAAUGCUGUGGUUGCCAUGCUGGUUAAGUGCGCCUUGAAUUCUAAAUAAAUCACAGACAGUGUCACCAUCAAAGCACCACCACACCAUAACACCUCCUCCUCCAUGCUUUACGGUGGGAACUACACAUGCAGAGAUCAUCCGUUCACCCACACUGCGUCUCACAAAGACUCGGCGGUUGGAACCAAAAAUCUCCAAUUUGGACUCCAGACCAAAGGACAAAUUUCCACUGGUCUAAUGUCCAUUCCUCAUGUUUCUUGGCCCAAGCAGGUCUUUUCUUCUUAUUGGUGUCCUUUACUAGUGGUUUCUUUGCAGCAAUUCGACCAUGAAGGCCUGAUUCACACAGUCCCCUCUGAAGAGUUGAUGUUGAGAUAUGUCUGUGACUUGAACUCUGUGAAUCAUUUCUUUUGGGCUGCAAUUUCUGAGGCGGGUAACUCUAAUGAACUUAUCCUCUGCAGCAGAGGUAACUCUGGGUCUUCCAUUCCUGUGGUGGUCCUCAUGAGAUCCAGUUUCAUCAUUGCGCUUGAUGAUUUUUGCGACUGCACUUGAAGAAACGUUCAAAGUUGACUGACCUUCAUGUCUUAAAAUAAUGAUGGACUGUCGUUUCUCUUUGCUUAUUUGAGCUGUUCUUGCCAUAAUAUGGACUUUACAAAAUAGGGCUAUCUUCUGUAUACCCCCCCCCUACCUUGUCACAACACAACUGAUUGGCUCAAACGCAUUAAGAAGGAAAGUAAUUCCACAAAUUAACUUUUAAGAAGGCACACCUGUUAAUUGAAAUGCAUUCCAGGUGACUACCUCAUGAAGCUGAAUGAGAGAAUGCCAAGAGUGUGCAAAGCUGUCAUCAAGGCAAAUGGUGGCAGUCCCCUGUAGCUCAGUUGGUAGAGCAUGGCGCUUGCUUGCAACGCUGGGGUUGUGUGUUCAUUUCCCACGGGGGGCCAGUAUGAAAAAUAUAUGCACUCACUAACUGUAAGUCGCUCUGGAUAAGAGCGUCUGCUAAAUGACUAAAAUGUAAAUGUAUUUGAAGAAUCUCAAAUAUAUUUAGAUUUUUUAAACACUUUUUUGGUUACUACAUGAUUCCAUAUGUGUUAUAUAAUAGUUUUGAUGUCUUCACUAUUAUUCUACAAUGUAGAAAAUAGUAAAAAUAAAGAAAAACCCUUGAAUGUAGGUGCUGGACAGCGACGGGUGUGUCUCUCUCUGGCGGGAGGCCAUACAAACGCUUCACACCACGUGGCUGUUGCCACUCUAAUCUGGUGGUCCCUGCGCGCACGACCCACAUGGCGUUCCAGGUCUCUGGCAGCCUCUGGAACUGCCGUUCUGCGGCCAACAAGGCAGAGUUCAUCUCAGCCUAUGCUACCCUCCAGUCCCUCGACUUCUUGGCACUGAACUCCUACUGCUACUCCUACUGCUCUUUCCUCGUCUAACCAUGUGUUCUCGCAUACCCCGAGAGCAUCUGGUCAGUGCAGCGGUGGCACAGGAAUCCUCAUCUCUCCAAAGUGGACAUUCUCUCUUUUUCCCCUGACCCAUCUGUCUAUCUCCUCAUUUGAAUUCCAUGCUGUCACAGUCACUAGCCCAUUCAAGCUUAACAUCCUUGUCAUUUAUCGCCCUCCAGGUUCCCUUGGAGAGUUCAUCAAUGAGCUUGACGCCUUGAUAAGUUCCUUUCCUGAGGAUAGCUCACCCCUCACAGUUCUGGGUGACUUUAACCUCCCUACGUCUGCCUUUGACUCAUUUCUCUCUGCCUCCUUCUUUCCACUCCUUUCCUCUUUUGACCUCACCCUCUCACCGUCCCCCCCUACUCACAAGGCAGGCAAUACGCUUGACCUAAUCUUUACUAGAUGCUGUUCUUCUAAUAAUCUCACUGCAACUCCCCUCCAAGUCUCCGACCACUACCACUACUCUCGCUCUCCUCCAACACUACUCACUCUGCCCCUACUCAGAUGGUAAUGUGCCGUCGCAACCUUCGCUAUCUCUCUCCCGCUACUCUCUCCUCUUCCGUCCUAUCAUCUCUUCCCUCUGCUAAAUCCUUCUCCCUCCGAUCUCCUGAUUCUGCCUCCUCAACCCUCCUCUACUCCCUUUCUGCAUCUUUUGACUCUCUAUGUCCCCUAUCCUCCCAGCCGGCUCGGUCCUCCCCUCCUGCUCCGUGGCUUGACGACUCAUUGCGAGCUCACAGAAGAGGGCUCCGGGCAGCCGAGCGGAAAUGGAGGAAAACUAGACGCCCUGCGGACCUGUCAUCUUUUCACUCCCUCCUCUCUACAUUCUCUUCCUCUGUUUCCGCUACUAAAGCCACUUUCUACCACUCUAAAUUUCAAGCAUCUGCCUCUAACCCUAGGAAGCUCUUUGCCACCUUCUCCUCCCUGCUGAAUCCUCCUCCCCCUUCCCCUCCCUCCUCCCUCUCUGUGGAUGACUUCGUCAACCAUUUUGAAAAGAAGGUUGACGACAUCCGAUCCUCAUUUAUUAAGUCAAAUGACACCGCUGGUCCUGCUCACACUGCCCUACCCUAUGCUUUGACUUCUUUCUCCCCUCUCUCUCCAGAUGAAAUCUUGCGACUUGUGACAGCCGGCCGCCCAACAACCUGCCCGCUUGACCCUAUCCCCUCCUCUCUUCUCCAGACCAUUUCCGGAGACCUUCUCCCUUACCUCACCUCACUCAUCAACUCAUCCUUGACCGCUGGCCAUGUCCCUUCCAUCUUCAAGAGAGCGAAAGUUGCACCCCUCCUCAAAAACCGUACACUCGAUCCCUCCGAUGUCAACAACUACAGACCAGUAUCCCUUCUUUCUUUUCUCUCCAAAACUCUUGAGCGUGCCGUCUCUAGCCAACUCUCCUGCUAUCUCUCUCAGAAUGACCUUCUUGAUCCAAACCAGACAGGUUUCAAGACUGGUCAUUCAACUGAGACUGCUCUUCUCUGUGUCACGGAGGCUCUCCGCACUGCUAAAACUAACUCUCUCUGCUAAAACAUCUCCGGCGCUGCUCACUCUUGGAUUGCGUCCUACCUGACAGGUCGCUCCUACCAGGUGGCGUGGCGAGAAUCUGUCUCCGCACCACGUGCUCUCACCACUGGUGUCCCCAGGGCUCAGUUCUAGGCCCUCUCCUAUUCUCUCUAUACACCAAGUCACUUGGCUCUGUCAUAUCCUCACAUGGUCUCUCCUAUCAUUGCUACGCAGACAACACACAAUUAAUGUUCUCCUUUCCCCCUUCUGAUAACCAGGUGGCGAAUCGCAUCUCUGCAUGUCUGGCAGACAUAUCAGUGUGGAUGUCGGAUCACCACCUCAAGCCCGCUCCAUGAUCUCGCCUUCACGGUUGACAACUCCAUUGUGUCCUCCUCCCAGAGUGCAAAGAGCCUUGGCGUGACCCUGGACAACACCCUGUCGUUCUCUGCUAACAUCAAAGCGGUGACCCGAUCCUGCAGGUUCAUGCUCUACAACAUUUGCAUAGUACGACCCUACCUUACACAGAAAGCGGCACAGGUCCUAAUCCAGGCACUUGUCAUCUCCCGUCUGUAUUACUGCAACUCGCUGUUGGCUGGGCUCCCUGCCUGUGCCAUUAAACCCCUACAACUUAUCCAGAACGCCGCAGCCCGUCUGGUGUUCGACCUUCCCAAGUUCUCUCAUGUCACCCCCUCCUCCGCACACUCCACUGGCAUCCAGUUGAGGCUCGCAUCUACUACAACACCAUGGUGCUUGCCUACGGAACUGUGAGGGGAACGGCACCUCCUUACCUUCAGGCUCUGAUCAGACCCUACACCCAAAGGAGGGCACUACGUUCAUCCACCUCUGGCCUGCUAGCUCCCCUACCUCUACAGAAGCACAGUUCCCGCUCAGCCCAGUCAAAGCUAUUUGCUGCUCUGGCACCCCAAUGGUGGAACAAGCUCCCCCACGACGCCAGGACAGCGGAGUCACUGACCACCUUCCGGAGACACUUGAAACCCUACCUAAGGAAUACCUGGAAUAGUAUAAAGCGAUCCUACUUGGGUGAGAACCUCCUUCCCUCAGCUAGAGCAUUGAAAAUGGGUCGUGGAUGGGUAUUCCAGAAUGACAAUGACCCAAAACACACGGCCAAGGCAACAAAGAGUGGCUCAAGAAGAAGGACAUUAAGGUCCUGGAGUGGCCUAGCCAGUCUCCAGACCUUAAUCCCAUUGAAAAUCUGUGGAGGGAGCUGAAGGUUUGAGUUGCCAAACGUCAGCCUCAAAACCUUAAUGACUUGGAGAAGAUCUGCAAAGAGGAGUGGGACAAAAAAAUCCCUCCUGACAUGUGUGCAAACCUGGUGGCCAACUACAAGAAACGUCUGACCUCUGUGAUUGCCAACAAGGGUUUUGCCACCAAGUACUAAGUCAUGUUUUGCAGAGGGGUCAAAUACUUAUUUCCCUCAUUAAAAUGCAAAUCAAUUUAUAACAUUUUUGACAUGCGUUUUUCUGGAUUUUUUUGUUGUUAUUCUGUCUCUCUGUCACGCCCUGACUCAGGGGACUCUUAUAUGUUGAGUCAGGGUGUGUAUAUUCUAUGUUGUGUAUAUUCUAUGUGUGUUAUCUAGUAUGUGUAUAUCUAUGUUGGCCGGUGUGGUUCCCAAUCAGAGGCAGCUGUCACUCGUUGUCUCUGAUUGGGGUUCAUACUUAGGCAGCCUAUUGGCACUAGGUAGUUGUGGGAUCUUGUUCCGUGUAAGGUUUGUUGUGUGUCUACCUUAGGACUUCACGUUUCGUUUCGUUUGUUGUUUUGUCGGUUGUUUAUUCGUUGUCAAUAAACAUGUAUGCAUAUCACGCUGCGCCUUGGUCUGACCCGUCCUUCAACGGCCGUGACAGAAGAUCCCACCAAUCAAGGACCAAGCAGCGUGCCCAGAAGGAGCAAACGCCUGGGACUCAACAGGAGGUAACCACAGUAGAUGUCCUCCUCGGUUGGGGGAGAAUUACAGAGGAGGAGGCCGUCCGUUAUCGGGAGGCGAUGAAGCAGAGUGUAGCCGAUAAAGGAUCCUGGGUGAAGGAGGAAGCCUGGGUAGGAGAGGAGAAAUGGCGCCAACAGUGCCGACAACGGAGACCCGAGAGGCAACCCCAAGAAUUGUUUUGGGGGGGCACACGGGGUGGACAACGAGGCAGCAGGAGGCCGUGAAAGGGUGGAUCUGCAGGUUAAGAGAGGAGGCCACCACGUUACGGGGGCUGUUAGCUCAGAGGGAGCAGGACUUAUCUGGUCAGAGGGAGGCACUACAGGAGGCUCAAAGGGAGAAGGAAAUAGUGGAGGCACGGAGAGAGGAGCUGGUUAGGCAGCAGAAGGAGCGGGGGUUAAUAAAGGAACCCAGUCCUGCUCCUCGAACCAAGCCAGUGGUGCGUGUCGCCAGUCCGGUCCGGCCUGUUCCUGCUCCUCGCACCAAGCCAUUGGUGCGUGUUCCCAGUCCGGCCCGGCCCGUUCCUGCUCCUCGCACCAAGCCAGUGGUGCGUGUUCCCAGUCCGGCCCGGCCCGUUCCUGCUCCUCGCACCAAGCCAGUGGUGCGCGUCGCCAGUCCGGCCCGGCCCGUUCCUGCUCCUCGCACCAAGCCAGUGGUGCGUGUCGCCAGUCCGGCCCGGCCUGUGCCUGCUCCUCGCACCAAGCCAGUGGUGCGUGUUCCUAGUCCGGUCCGGCCCGUGCCUGCUCCUCGCACCAGACCAGUGGUGCAUGUUUCCAGUCCGGCACGGCCCGUGCCCGUUCCACCGGUGCCUGGUCCGGCACCGGUCAGCGGCUCCACUCCGGAGCCAGAGCAGUCCGCUCCACCGGUGCCUGAUCCAGCUCCGGUCAGCUGCUCCACUCCGGAGCCAGAGCAGUUCGCUCCACCGGUGCCCAGUCCAGCUCCGGUCAGCGGCUCCAGUCCGGAGCCUGAGCAGCCCGCUCCACCGUCGUCUGGUCCAGCUCGGGUCAGCGGCUCCAGUCCAGACCCAGACGUCAGCCCCUCUCCAGGUUCGGGGUCUCCCACACCAGGGUCCAGACAGGGCCUGGAGUAUCGUGGGAGGAAGGAGAGGGAAAACAGCGCGCCGAGGUCCAGACCAGACCAGGGGCGCAACAUGGAGACGGAGAAUAAGAGGUCGUCACGCCCGGAGCCGAAUCCGCCUCCGAGGCGGAAUGCCCACCCGGCCCCUACCCUGUUAGGUGAAGGUUGUGCGGUCGGAGUCCGCACCUUUGGGGGGGGGUACUGUCACGCCCUGACUCAGGGGACUCUUAUAUGUUGAGUCAGGGUGUGUAUAUUCUAUGUUGUGUAUAUUCUAUGUGUGUUAUCUAGUAUGUGUAUAUCUAUGUUGGCCGGUGUGGUUCCCAAUCAGAGGCAGCUGUCGCUCGUUGUCUCUGAUUGGGGAUCAUACUUAGGCAGCCUAUUGGCACUAGGUAGUUGUGGGAUCUUGUUCCGUGUAAGGUUUGUUGUGUGUCUACCUUAGGACUUCACGUUUCGUUUCGUUUGUUGUUUUGUCGGUUGUUUAUUCGUUGUCAAUAAACAUGUAUGCAUAUCACGCUGCGCCUUGGUCUGACCUGUCCUUGAACGAACGUGACAAUCUCACUGUUCAAAUAAACCUACCAUUAAAAUUAUAGACUGAUCAUGUCUUUGUCAGUGGGCAAACGUACAAAAUCAGCAGGGGAUCAAAUACUUUUUUCCCUCACUGUAAGUCGCUUUGGAUAAGAGCGUCUGCUAAAUGAUGUAAAUGUAAUGAGUAGGUGUGUCCAAACUUUUGACUGGUACUGUAUAUAUAUAUAUAUAUUUAUAACAUUUUACAAUUGCUAGCAAGCUAAUUAAUUGAUCCUGCAUCAUGAAAUACCUUAUUGGUGUAAAUAAGUUAAUAACUGUCCACAUUGUUAGUGACACAUGAAUUCAGUAGAAGUGGCCCCAUGCGUGAAUCAAACCCUCAACCCUGGUGUUUCUAGCACUCUCUAACCCACUCAUCCAUUGGAACCACGUGUUUCUGUGUCAUAUAUUUUACUCAUAUCUGUUUUUUUGUCUGCAGGCGGUGCAUUGGUGGACAUCGGUGAGGCCAUGAGGCAGAUGGCCGACGUGAAGGACUCUCUGGACAUCAGCGUCAAACAAAACUUUAUCGACCCACUCCAGAACUUACAGGACAAAGACCUCAAGGAAAUCACGGUCAGUGGUAUAUUAGAUUUCAGUUGUAUUCCAUUAGCUUUCAGAACUCAAUGGUUGCAUCACCAAUGGUACCCUAUUCCCUUUAUAGUGCACUACUUUAGACCAGGGCCCAUAUGGGAUGUGCAUAAAAGUUGUAUACUUGCAAUGUUAUUCACAAAGGUGAUUUCACAAUAUGUUUAAUUUGUAUUAGUCAUUUUAAAUGUUUCAUAACGGUUUUGAGUAAGACCGUCCUCAAUUCUUCCUGGGAAGAGCCUCUGUACUCCCCCAUAAUGCCCCUUUUCAACCAUCUCUCCUGAUUGUUUUGUGUGCAGCAUCACCUGAAGAAGCUGGAGGGGAGGCGGUUAGACUUUGACUAUAAGAAGAAGCGUCAUGGUAAGGUGCCUGACGAGGAGAUCCGCCAGGCGGUGGAGAAGUUUGAGGAGAGCAAAGAGCUGGCCGAGAGGAGCAUGUUCAACUUCCUGGAGAACGAUGUGAGUGAAUAGUAGAGGGAUACACUACCUGUGGUAACGGUUCUCUCGCUCUUUCUCUCUGAAAAAGAGUGCCACCAUGUGGUGGUCUCCGAUAGAGGUGCCGGUUUCGAUUAUAGGUGCAACUGUCCCAGCGCCCCGGUUAGAGGACGUAAAUGACCAGUAGGAGGAUUUAUUUCCAUACACCAAACAGACACACACACAGUAAAGAGGAAUAGAAUCGGUGAAGGGGGUUUUGUGUUCAGUGACGGACUAACACGCGAUUGGGAAGUCCAGGGUGGAGGCUUGUCCUUGUAGGAAGGGUCCAGUGGUGAGUUGUGUUGAGGUGGUGCAGAGUUCUUCUGACCUGUUGUCUCUCUGCACCCCUGUGUCCAACUAAAGAACAGGCAGGAAUAAGUCUGUUACCUCACCAGAUAGGGCCUGUGAUUGGCAGACCAGGUCAGCUGACUGCGUUCCCUGGCAACCUGGUCCCUAACACAGAGGUGUGAAGUGGCCUCUGCUAUUGGACAAAGGAGUCAGGUUGAGGCGGGGGAUGGUAGCCUCUGCUGCAGCUGAAAAGUCACAGAGUUUGUCUCUAUGUCCUAGCCAGAGAGAGGGUUCAGUGAGGGUUUAAGGAUUACAAUUAUAGGGUUUUGUACACACUUUCUGUCUCUCUCUGUCUGUGGCACUCGCUGUAGCUCUGAGGCCUAAACACCCUGGUAGCAGAAUCAAUCAAGCAAUGUGGUGCCAGGACAACAACCUCUCCCUCAACGUCAGUAACACAAAGGAGCUGAUCGUGGACUACAGGAAACAGAGGGCCGAGCACACCCCCAUUCACAUCGAUGGGGCUUUAGUGGCGCAGGUCGAGAGCUUCAAGUUCCUCAGUGUCCUUAUCACUAAGGAGCUAUAAUGGUCCAAACACACCACGACAACGCCUCUGGCCCCUCAGGAGGCUGAAAAGAUUUGGCAUCCUCAAAAAGAUCUACAGCUGCACCAUUGAGAGCAUCUUGACUCGCUGCAUCACCACUUCACCACUUGGUAUGGCAACAGCUUGGCAUCCAACCGCAAGGUACUACAGAGGGUAGUGUGGACGGCCCAGUACAUCACUGGGGCCAAGCUCCCUGCAAUCCAGGACCUCUAUACUAGGCGAUGUCAGAGGAAGGCCCAACAUUUUUUCAAAGACUCCAACCACCCAAGUCAUAGGCGAUUCUCUCUGCUACCGCAUGGCAAGUGGAACCGAUGCACCAAGUCUGGAAACAACAGGACCCUGAACAGCUUCUACCUCCAAGCCAUAAGACUGCUAAAUAGUUAGUUAAAUAGUUAACCAAAUAGCAUUGACCCUUUUUGCACUCACUUUUUUUGACUCAUCACAUACGCUGCUGCUACUGUUUACUAUCUGUCACUUUAUUCCUAGUUAUAUGUAAAUAUCUACCUCAAUUACCUUGUAUCCCUGCACAUCGACUCGGUACUUGUAUCCCUUGUAUACAGCCAAGUUAUUACCUCAUACCCCUGCACAUCAACUCAGUACUGGUACCCCUUGUAUAUAGCCAAGUUAUUACCUCAUACCCCUGCACAUCAACUCAGUACUGGCACCACUUGUAUAUAGCCAAGUUAUUACCUCAUACCCCUGCACAUCAACUCAGUACUGGCACCACUUGUAUAUAGCCAAGUUAUUACCUCAUACCCCUGCACAUCAACUCAGUACUGGCACCACUUGUAUAUAGCCAAGUUAUUACCUCAUACCCCUGCACAUCAACUCAGUACUGGCACCACUUGUAUAUAGCCAAGUUAUUACCUCAUACCCCUGCACAUCAACUCAGUACUGGCACCACUUGUAUAUAGCCAAGUUAUCGUUACUCAUUGUGUAUCUAUUAAUACUUUUAUUAUUACGUGUUUUACCUUUUUAUAAUUUUUCUAAGUUCUUUCUCUCUGCAUUGUUAGGAAGGGCCCGUAAGUAAGCAUUUCACUGUUAGUCCACACCUGUUGUUUACCAAGCAUGUAACAAAUACAAUUUGAUUUGAAUCAAUCAAUCAGUCAGUCAAUCAAUCAAUCUCUCAAGCAAAUGUAUUUGUAUAUCCCGUAUUUACAACAACAGUUGUCACAAAGUACAGCACUUUACAGUACAAUCGCAAUGUCAAUCUUACCAAGAAAUAGUUUGCUAAAUUUUCUUCAUCCAAGAUAAAAAGAGCUUGAUAAGAUCGAUAAUAUUCUUGUUCUGUGUUUCGUAGGUGGAGCAGGUGAGUCAGCUGUCAGCGUUGGUUGAAGCGGCGUUAGACUACCACCGCCAGUCCUUGGAGAUCCUAGAAGACCUCAACACCCAACUACAGACCAGGCAACUAACUAACUACAGCUAUCACACUCCACAGUCCCUAAACAGCCUGUCCCUCAUCUCCUUCUCUUCAUCUGUACUGAUGUGAAAGAACUGGACAUGUGAAAGCUACUCCCUAGUGAGCAUCCACCAUUUUGCUUUCACCUUUUCAGUUUUCAAUUCAGUCAUUCUGGUUCAAGUUGAAAUUCACUGCCUGAAUUCAAAAAUCGUCCUCAGUUCACAUUCUAAUUGCACUAAAUUGAAAACCAAAUUGAAGGAAAGCCAACCAAUUGAAUGAAAACCAACCAGUUGAAGGAAACAGGACAAGGACAGGAGGAAACCACUUUAGACUAUGCAGCCAGUGAUGUACACAUGUUGCCGGGCCAAAGUGAAUAACAUCAUAAUGCCUCUCACAGGAUAUCCUCAGCCAGAAGUCGACCGAAGAGAGAGAUUAAACAAAAGUCCAUCAUGAGCAGCAUUGAGACCAUAGACAACACUCAGCACAAUGGACUAUCAUAUAGCUCCUCACUCAAGUCCUCAGGUACAGUGUGUGUGUGUGUGUGUGUGUGUGUGUGUGUGUGUGUGUGUGUGUGUGUGUGUGUGUGUGUGUGUGUGUGUGUGUGUGUGUGUACCAAUUCUGCUCACAUUAGUUUUGAUCAACCCCAUCCGUUUGUCCAUGUUAUCCUUUCACCCAUUGUUUUUUUUCCCAAAUCAUGUCAUGUUAUAUUUUUCUAUGGUUCUUUCCAGACAACCAGAUCAACCACACAGUAAAUGGAAAUGGCAAAAGUAGGUAUACUUGGACUGAUCACAUCAAACAGGUGUCGCACCCAUACACUUAAUCAUAGUAGUCUCAUGAAUGGCUUAUUCUGACUGUCUAGAGAUAAUCUGUCAAAACUCUUGUGAAGUCUGGCUCCAUCAAUGUAACUUUCAUAAAAGCUGUUUUUCUGCCCUCUUGUGGUUAGAGAGUAUAAACCUCCAUGACAAUUAAACAAAACAUGCUAAGAGUGCUCUGGGUUAAACCAUUAGUGGGGAAAAUGCCAAACUGACCCAGGAUCAGCGUCUAAGGUCAACUUCACACUACACCGCUAAGAGCAGUAGAAAUUGUGAUUCUCAAUAGCACACUGAAAGAAUCACAUCUGUAAUAGGUUUAAAAGAUGACGAUAAAAGCUUUUAUCCACUCAGAUUAAAGUUUGUGUCAGUCAGUUUAUUAUUCAUUAAUCAGAUAUUGGUUGCCGUUUCAACCAUGACAGGUGUCAUCAUGCCAUGUGUAGGGUAGGGUUGCAAAAUUCACGUAAAUUUCAACAACAACAAAAAUCCAGAAACCCCGGUUUGGAAGAUUCCUGGAAUCAGGAUUGAAAAAGCAGUACAUCCGGGGUAGCUUCUUUGGGGAUUUCUGUAAAACCUGGGAAUUUUAGGAAAGUUACAGGCAUUGUGUUUGUUGGUGCUUGUCUCAGCUUCCAUCUCCAUGUUUCUCCAUCCAUCUCUCACCCAGCUGAUCCCUUCACCACCGUCCCCCUAUCCUGGCCAGAGAGUCCCACUUUCAACGGCCACCGUGAGUAACACACACACACACACACACACACACACACUCUCUCCCUCUCAUACUGUCACUAUCAUACCCAUCUCUGUUUGUCUUAAUGUGUUGGAUUUGUUUUGCUACACCAACCCACAUCAGAUCCUUAUCAGAGGAAAAUACACUCCUGGGAACAUGCUAGUGUCUGACAGUUCUCUGUUAUUCUCCCUCUCCUCUUACCCCCAUCCCCCCUCUCCCCUUCUCCUCCCUCCUCCCUCCCUCUCCCCUCUCACCCCUUUCCCCUUCCCCUACCCUCCCUCUCCCCCUCUCCUCCCUCCCUUCCUCCCUCACCUCCCUCUCCCCCUCCUCCUCCCUCCCUUCCCCUCCCCUCCCUCACUCCUUCCCCCCUCCCUCACCCCUUCUCCUUCCUCCCUCACCCCUUCUCCUCCCUCCCUCCCUCCCCCCUCUCCUCCCUCCCUCCCAACAUCCCUCACCCCUCCCUCCCUCACCCCUUCUCCUCCCUCCCUCCCUCCCACCCUCACCCCCUCUCCUCCCUCCCUUACCCCUUCUCCUCCCUCCCUCACCCCUUCUCCUUCCCCCUCUCCCUCCCUCAUCCCUUCUCCUCCCCCCUCUCCCUCCCUCACCCCUUCUCCUCCCCCCUCUCCCUCCCUCACCCCUUCUCCUUCCUCCCUCCAGAGUUGGAGGUGCUGGACCAGCCGUGUGCCAGGGCCCUGUAUGACUUUGAGCCGGAGAAUGAUGGCGAGCUGGGCUUCAAGGAGGGUGACAUCAUCAUCCUCACCAACCAGAUAGAUGACAACUGGUACGAAGGCAUGAUAAACGGAGACUCUGGCUUCUUCCCAAUCAACUAUGUGGAGGUUAUCGUACCCCUGCCCCAGUGA
Messenger RNA from Coregonus sp. 'balchen', 31015 nucleotides. Lineage: Eukaryota; Metazoa; Chordata; Actinopteri; Salmoniformes; Salmonidae. The record is from the annotation of a GenBank genome assembly.